Messenger RNA from Columba livia (rock pigeon), 2753 nucleotides. RefSeq names its product ankyrin repeat and SOCS box containing 18 (gene ASB18). Lineage: Eukaryota; Metazoa; Chordata; Aves; Columbiformes; Columbidae. The record is from RefSeq and is a predicted model, not a curated record. Gene Ontology annotation, molecular function: protein binding. Bases 494 to 1816 code for a protein of 440 amino acids. Gene Ontology annotation, biological process: intracellular signal transduction. The transcript is spliced from 6 exons.
AACUAGGCAGCACUGUCACAUGAAGCCGGGGAGGGGAGAGCACUGGAAAUAUAAACGUGGGGACAUUUCAGCGGCAGUUUGGCUGUUUGCAAGGUGGCACCUGGCUCUGAGAAAGGAGAUUAAACGUCCUGCCCCGCGUUGUCCAGCUGGGGAUUGGUGUCCCAGGGGGACGGACAAGCAUCGCCUGGGAGAGCCACCAUCACAGCACCGUCCCUCCAAGGCACCCUUUUCCUUCCAGCCUAAAUGCUCACAUCCCAAGCUGCUGCCUGCAAUUAAACCGGCAACUUAAUCCAAGAGGUGCUGCCACAACACAACCCGGUGACUGUUUGACACUCAUUGUAUCGUGUGCCCGUCAUCAUCUGACCCUGCUGGAGUUAUAAAUACAACAACAAUAGAGCCUUAACUGGAUUAUAAUUAGACAAUGAGCCCAGGAGGAUGGAAACAAUGAACUAUAAAAGCCCAUCUAUCCUCGCAGCUAGGAGGAUCUACACACAUGGGAAGCACUGGAAUGGAUGAGUUACCGGAACCUGUAACAGAAAAGCUACAAAUUUGCCCCAAAUUGGAUUCAGAGCAUACUCUGACGGCUCACGCUCCUGCCACCAGGUAUUACAAAGCCCUGGUCGCGGGAGACCUGAGAAGCCUCGAGGUCCUGACUGACCGAUACUAUCAAGAUGUCAACAUGGUUUUUGAGAUCAGUAAAAAUGAGCUGGAGUGGCAAGUGAAAAGCCAAGGAUCUUAUGGACUCUCAGGGCUGUGGUCGCUGGAGUACAAGCGGGAGCUGACCACCCCGCUGUGCCUGGCCGCUCGCUGGGGCCACACCGCCUGCCUGCGCCAUCUCCUGCGCCGACGGGCUGACCCCAACCUGGCGCCGGGGGGGCGCGGGCCCCUGCACGAAGCCUGUCUGGGGGGUCACACCGACUGCGUCGAGCUGCUGCUGGAGUACGAGGCUGAUCCCAACCUGCAGAGCGAUGAGGGCCUGGCCCCGCUGCAUCUCUGCACCACUCCAGACUCCCUGGGAUGUGCCAAGCUCCUGCUGAGACACAGGGCCACUGUUGACCUGCCCAGCGAGGAUGGAGGGGAGACAGCACUGCACGUGGCAGCCAGGCACUGCCUCUGCGACCAUGCCCGCCUCUACCUAAAGUACGGAGCAUGCGUCGAUGCACGUAGCGCACGAGAGGAGACAGCCCUCAGCAUCCUCUGCGGGCAGGCACUGGGCACCGGCGAGGAAUGCCUGCAGCUUUGCCGGCUGCUGGCUGCCCAUGGCGCUGACAUCGAUGCCCGAGAUGAGACACGGAGGAGCCCCUUGCACAAGGCGUGCGGGGCCGCCAACGCUGCCCUGGCACGCUUCCUCCUGCUGCGCGGGGCUGAUGUCAACGCCAUGGACUAUGGUGGCACCUCCCCGCUACGCUGCGUGCUGCAGAGCGCUAUCUUCAAGCAGGACAUUAGGCCACAUCUCACCGUCCAGCUGCUGCUCAACCAUGGGUCCCAGAAGAUAUGGCCUGCCGCCUUCGUGAAGGUGCUGAAGUCUUGCGCGGCUGUGCCAGAGGUCAUCGAAGUCCUCUUCAAUUCCUACUCACAAAUCCCCAUCUCCGAGAAGUGGAUUGAGGCCGUGCCAGAGGAGGUGUUUCAGCAGCACCAGCUAUUCUAUGAGUCCUUUUUCCGGCUGGCGGGCACAGUCCGGUGCCUGCAACAUUUGUGCCGCUCCGCCAUUCGGCAAAAGUUUGGCAGCAAAUGCCAUCGCCUGAUCCCAUUGCUGCCUGUGCCCAAGCCUUUGCACGAUUACCUGCUGCUGGAGCCCGAAGGAGUCGUGCUUUGAAGGGCUGAGAGGAGCCAACCAAGGGCUGCCAUCCUGCCCUCCCUUCCCUCGUCCUCCCUCGCUGUAGCGCAGCAGCAUCCAUUUCUGUCAGUCGAGCUAAGGAGCGCCGGUUUUCAUGAUAGAUGGUUGUUUUUCAGGGAUUUAUAAUGUAACUAAAAUGUGCUUUCGGCUGUAACUUUGUAUAGAUUUUUUUUCUAAUUGUGCUUUAAAUAGAUUAUAAAGAGUAAUAAAAUGAUUAGUAGCUGUUACAAGCAUGCUGCAGAUAUGAAUAAUAUUCAUUAUAAAGGAUGUCUGCAAAGCAGCGGUGCUCCUCAGGUGUGCAAAGGCAAGCACGCAUGGCAGAUGACUAAUAUCAGCCCACGUGGGCAUCAAAUCGCCUUGGAUAAAUCUCCCCCAUGUGUGGCACAAGCAGAAUUGGAACCACAGGUACAGCACAGAAACUGUUAGCAGGAUGCAAUAUUCAGUGGCACUAAUAUAGACUGUAAGAUAGACCAAAAAUCUAUUUUUUUAAUGUAGAAGACACCAAAAAAGAGCUGGUUACUCCCUGCAGGACCAGAUGCGGGGGGAACGGUGGCACAGCCCCUACUUCUCCCAAAUUCUCAUGGUCCAAGAUGCACCACUACCUCCUGUGCCCAUCACUGCUCCAAGGCCGACACGCAGAGCAGCUGCAAAACCCAGUGGUAACCUGAAGGGGAGGAUUUGGGGCUUUCUUUUCAUGCUGUGACUUGGCAAAAGGUACCAGGGAGGAGCGAGAAUUUGUUUUCCCAGACCCUCAGGCUCCUCAAAUUAAUUUCUGUUGAACCAAAGCAAGUAGACGUGUAUGCCCCUUGGAAGAACAGCUGUCCUUAUGCUAGCAGCUCUGCCACAGCACUCGCCAAAUUGUUCCACUGCUUAAUUAUACUCACUAUUUAAAUAUAUAUAUAUAUAUAUAUAUAUA